Molecule: messenger RNA, 1067 nt
Organism: Mercurialis annua (annual mercury)
Lineage: Eukaryota; Viridiplantae; Streptophyta; Magnoliopsida; Malpighiales; Euphorbiaceae
Source: RefSeq, a predicted model, not a curated record
AUGCUCUCUACAAAUUUAAUUAAUUUUUGUCUUGAUGAUUCUGAUUCUGAUGAUGAAUUAGAAUUGAUAGUAUCUACAAUAGGAGAGUCACUCAAUAAAAAAAGGACGUUGUAUCGCAGGUUAGUUCACAGUCGUACCUAUAUAUGGCGUUAUAGAAUACAUGCUCAUUUUAAACUUUAUCAUGAUUAUUUUGGACAUAAUCCUAUUUAUUCCCCAAGUGCAUUUCGUAGGAGAUUUCAAAUGAGUCGGUCUCUUUUUAUUCGCAUACAAUCAGCCGUUGAAUCUUGUGACCCAUAUUUUGUUCAAAAAAAAAAUGAUGCCGGUUUAUUAGGGUUGUCUUCUCUCCAAAAAAUAACCGCUGCAUUAAGGAUGCUUGCGUAUGGAUUUGCAGCUGAUUAUGUCGAUGAAUAUGUUAGAAUAGGUGAAAGCACUGCAAUUGAAAGUGUCAAAAAAAUUAUUGAGGCAAUAGUUUCAAUUUUUUCAGAAAAAUACAUGAGAUCUCCUACAAAAGUUGAUACUGAUAGAUUGUUAAAAGAAGGGGAUAGUUGUGGGUUUCCUGGAAUGUUAGGAAAACUUGCCGAAGGACGAGCUCCGCCGGCUAACUAUUCGGUCAAUGGUCAUGAAUAUAACAUGGGAUACUACCUUGCGGAUGGUAUUUAUCCUUCAUGAUCAACAAUUGUAAAAACAAUUCCAUCGUCACAAUCUAAUAAGCACAAACAAUUUGCUACAGCUCAAGAGUCAGCCAGAAAAGACGUUGAGCGCGCAUUUGGAGUGUUGGAAGCACGAUUUUCGAUCGUUCGUGGGCCAGCUCGUUUUUGGCAUCGUGAAACUCUCAAAAGCAUUAUGAAAGCUUGCAUUAUAUUACACAAUAUGAUUGUGGAAGACGAAAGACAUGUUAAAAAUCAAGAUUAUAAUUAUGAUUCAUUUGAUGUCAAUCCUGAUAUAUCAGUCUCGCGAGAGCGUUCAACGGAUUUUUUGGAAUUUGUUCAAUGUCAUCGUCGGAUUAGGGACAGAGAUACUCACUUUCAACUACAACAAGAUCUAAUAGAGCAUAUAUGAAAUACUCA